Messenger RNA from Rotaria socialis, 3312 nucleotides. Lineage: Eukaryota; Metazoa; Rotifera; Eurotatoria; Philodinida; Philodinidae. The record is from the annotation of a GenBank genome assembly.
AUGCAACACCAACGUCGACGUCCGCCUAUGACACUUUCUCCUGUAGCUUUCAAUAAUAGUUCCAAUAGACCUAUGCGCCAAUCCAGUCGAAGUGUGCCAUCGACACCAAGUCAAUGUUUUGGUUGUUCUCAACCGAUGUUAAAUCCAUUUAUAUCUAAUGUUCUCGAUCAUUUAUGGCAUCCGGAAUGUGUUCGGUGUUUUGCAUGUCGAUGUGUACUUAAUGAGCAAUGCUAUUCACGCGAAGGAAAACUUUAUUGUAAAGAUGAUUUUAUCAAAAAAUAUAUUCAUCGUUGUUUCGCUUGUCAAAAUCUUGUCAAAUCAGAUGAAUUGAUUCGUCGUAUUCGUGCAGGUCGAAUCUAUCAUGCUGAAUGUUUUGUUUGUACGAAAUGUAAACGUACGUUGCAAGAUGAUGAUAUAUCAGAAUUACUUAAAACGAAUGAUGCAACAUUGAAUGAUCUUGAAUGUUCAUGUCAAACAUGUUUAUAUCCUGAUAGAGAAUCGAAUGAAACAAAGCCAUUAUCAAAAUCUGAUGGAAGUAAACCAAAUGACAAUGAAAUUUCACAAACAAUCAAUGGAAAAGUAUCACCUUCAUCUGAUACAACAGAACAAAAGUCAUCGACAUUAAAUAAUGAUACUUCAACAAAUAAUAAUCACGUCGAUGAACAACAAUCGAUGGAAGUUGAUGAAGCUCCUGGAACAACAAAGUCAUCAUUAGUAUCACCUAUAAAAGAACAAUCAUCACCAAAUCCAUCGGUGACUGUUGCUCCUAAAGUCAACGGUCGACAAUCGAAAAUUCGUCAAAGCACAGGUAGUAAUGGUAGUAAACGUUCACCUGCCAAAACUAAAACAACACCAGUGUCUCGUCAAAAACAGACAACUGUAACUGAAAGAAAACGUCGUUCACCAGCUACGAGAUCGAAAGCGGCAGCAUCUAAUAAUCCAUCGUCGUCGUCAACUGUUCAACGACGAGCAAGUAAUCGUCGUACUGCAAAAACAUCACGUUAUCGUAAACGAAGUUUUUCAAGUGGAAGCGACGAAGAUGAAAGUGACGAUGAAGAUGAUGCUGAUUUUUCUGAAGAGGACAAUAUACAAGAUGAUGAACAAGAAAAUGCGCGGUCAACAGUCGUUAAAAAUAAACCAACAAACAAUGUUGAUGAUAAAAAAGCUGAAACAGAACCAGAACCAGAACCUAGACCAACGCCAACAACUUCACAGCAAGCUCCACCACCGCCGCCACCACCACCAGCAACAACAGCAAAUCCAUCACUUAUAUCACAGGCUAAAAUGUCUGAACCUUUAUCAUUACUUAGUGGACUUGCAGCAAAUCCCAUGUCAAUUUCAUCGAUUAUGAAACCUGAUUUAACACCUAGUUUUAUGCCUCCAAAUUUCAAUCCAGCAUUUCCAAAUCAUGCACAAUUUUUACCACCUGGUUUUCCUUUACAAUCAAGACUUCCAAUGCCGCCACCACCACCGCCGGCACCAUCAACACAAAACAAUCAGCCAGUUCAUCUACCUGAUUCAAAUCGUUCAUCGAAUUCGGCUGACGAUUCAGAUAGUGAUUCACUUGAUCGCUCACCAAGUCCUUCGCAAAUGGAUAUUUCAACAAAUGUCGAGCCAGGUACACCAGCACGUCCUGUUACACCACCGAAAACUUCACGUCAAGCUAAAUCCUCAACAACAAUGACGACUACACAAAAACCAUCAGCUCUUUCUUCAUUACUCGAAUUCGGUACAUUACCACCAUCAACUCUUGGUGAUGUACGUCCAAAUAAUGCUCCAACAAAUCCAUUUCCAUUUCCAUUUGUUACUCCUGGCCCUGGUGUACCAUUUUCACCUCAAGCAGCAGCUGGUAUGGCUACUUUUUAUCGUCCACCAUUUGGUGUGCCGCCAGGAAGUUUACCACUUGAUAUGACUCAAUCACAUUCUAAUUCAUCGAAGAAAAAAUCUGAUACGGCGGAUAAUAGUGAAAUAGUUUCACAAAAUUUACUUGAUGAUUCAUCUUCAUCGCCAUCACCUAAGAAGAAAGCGAAAGCAAAACCGCGUAGUAAAAAAGCAAAAACAAAUAGAACUGAAGGUGAAAAUGGUAUGGAUGAAGGUAAUGCGUCAUCAUCACCACCACCACCACCGCCAGAAGCCAAUAAAAAAAAGAGAAAAAGAAAAACUGCUACAACAGACAAUACUAAUACGAAUGAUAACGACACAAGUAAUGCUACAAAUGGCAAUGCAAAUAAUCAUCCACAGCAUAAUUUUCUCGCUCAAAUGGGUCUUAUUAAUGCACAAUUUAUGCAACCACCACAACUUCCACCAACAUCAGCAAAUGGUAAAACACAAGCAGCUAAUUCUCAACAAGCUCAAUUAGCAGCCAUGUAUUCGAUGGCACCACAUUUUGCUGCCUAUAAUGCUUUUCCAGGUGCUUUUAAUCCAGCUUUUGCUGCAGCUGCUUAUGCUAGUGGCUAUCCAAAUCCGUAUGGAUUUCAUCCUGCAUUUACUGCAUCACCCAAUGGUCAACCAUUUCCAUUUAUGCAGCCAACACCUACAAAUGCACCACAAUUGAAUAAUACAUCAUCAAAUGAAGAUAAAUCCUCAUCAUCAGCUGCUGCACCUGAAGGACGACCAGUUAAAUCACGAAAGAAAAGUACUGCUAAUGGAGAAAAGAAAAAACCAGCAACUCCUCGAGCAAAUAAGAAAAAAUCCGUAGAACAACCUACUCUCACGGAUAACGCUCCAUCAGCAGAAAAUGACUCAAUGACAGGUAUGUCAGCAACAGACCUAACAUCACAUGUAGCUACAACACCUGAAUCGAAUUCGACACCAAAUAAACGACGAAUGAGUAGCGCAGAAAGUGAAGAUUUCGACGACGACCAACAACAAUCACAAACAACAAAUGGUAAAUCUGGUAAUGAAUCCGAUGGCUCAAUGGACGACGGAGAUCGAUCAUUAAAUACUGCUUUAUCAUUAUCAUCUUCAACAGCACAAGAAAAGAAAGGUGCACGUACAACAAUUAAGCCACAACAAUUAGACGUUCUAUGUAAAGCAUAUGACACAUGUUCAAAACCAAAUAAACCUCAACGUGAACAAUUAGUUGCCGAAACAGGUCUUAGUCUACGUGUUAUUCAAGUUUGGUUUCAAAAUAAACGAUCGAAAGAACGUAAAGGAAAAACACCAAAGGAAAAAGAUAUGCCAUUAGAUGAUGAUGAACCUGGUGAAGAUUCUCAACCACCAUCUCCACCACCACCACUACCAACAACAACAACAACAACAACAACAGCGGCAAUAUCAGAACCAAUAGCCAUUGCUACUGCUGAAAUUUAA